Molecule: messenger RNA, 1783 nt
Organism: Aaosphaeria arxii CBS 175.79
Lineage: Eukaryota; Fungi; Ascomycota; Dothideomycetes; Pleosporales
Exons: 1
Coding region: 141-1343 (400 amino acids)
Source: RefSeq, a predicted model, not a curated record
UACUAUCGUCACGCCUCACUCCUCUUCUUCUCCUUAAGGAACAACAGUAGAUACCCAUAGUAACUACCUUACCUGUAUCUACCCUAUCUAAUCCUUCAUCGUGGCCUUUGGCAUCCCGCCAAGCCCCCUACUACGUAAUCAUGGCCGAGAUUCCGCCAUAUCCACUCUACAACCGAACAUACCACCUCUAUCGUCUCUCCCCGCUAUACCACGGCGCAUCGCCUCUACUCAACGAGAAAUCACUUCGAUCCCAUGCCCGUCACUUGAAAGACCAACUCAAGGGCGACAAUGUUCGUGGCGUCGAGGUGGACUUCGCGGGGACACAAGGCGCAUUGCCUAACCUUGGUCCUCUCGAGGACUGUACCUGGGACCUGAUCGGCGAUGAAGAUGCCUGGAUAGAUCGCUACCACCAACUACAUGAAGACCCAGAAAGCUCACAACUGUCCUCGCGACUCUCUCCAGAUAAUGUGCGCGGGAUCCAAGUGACGCUCGAGUACGAAACACAAUCAUACAAUGCCCUGCUUCUGAGAGACCCAACAUCUACCACGUCACCCGAGGGAUUCACCUCUCUGCCGUUACUGAUGCUGAAGAUGCCUGCACCGCUCCGCCAAGUCGUGCUCAAUUACCUAAGAACAACGUUCGAUGCCAAUGUAUCUCCGCUACGCCUUGCCCCAGCCUUCCUCACCUCCACUCUCGAGUCAUAUUUCCGCCAUUGGACCUCAUCCCAGUCUGCCCAAUCCAUACAAGAUGUUGUGCGCCAGCUCCAGCUGGGUCUUACCUUUCCUCAAGCCACGACCCUCCUGAAGCAUAUCGAUGUGACCAUCACCGGCGCCGACGUUCCAGGGUUCAUCACCCGUGGCAGGUCUGAACGAGGCACUCAGGAUGCUCCUUUCACAGGGGCUCUUCGACAGUACCUGAAGAAACAUUUAGCUCUUGACCUUGCCCACCCGAAGGUGCAGAUAGCAAAACUGAGCUGUGGUGCCUUUACUCUCUCUACUGAUAGAGUAAAACUGAAUGCUCCGGACCUGCUGUCAGAUAUCUCCAUCACAGACAGUGAUGUCCCAGAAGUCAGUGCGGGCCAGCUUGCUGUCCAGGAAUUCUACAACGCGCUCGUGAAAGAGGCCACAGGCACUGGGAAGUUUCUUCACGAGGCUGCUGCGCUUGAGCGAGAAUCAUCAACGCCAUCUUCCACACACAGCGGCGCAAACCCAUCAGGAACGAGAAAACGCUCAGUCAGCACGACGGCAACAAAGAACGCGAACGCCAAGCGAUCAAAGUCCCGAGGCAAAGAGAAUGGGAAUCGCGGGAAAGAAGAUCAAGACUUGAAUAUGCAGAUUACAUGAUCCGUACCUCUUCUCUCCAUCUUAGUAGGCUCUGUACGAGCCGAGUUGGUGAAUCCUUGGUGGGCUUGUCACGAGAUGACUUAUUUCACCGUAUUGCAGAUUCAUGCUAGAUGUGUACCUCAAUCAUAAGUUGCUGGCUUGAAAUGGGAGACUGCCUACGGAUUGCCAUAGCGGAACAGCCAGUCACUUCUGCGACCCUGUCACAAUGUAGAAUGCAAGGCUUCAGCAACACCUGUGGGAAUGUCUGCUCGACAGCAAAAUAGGUAAUCCAAUGCUGACAGCGAUAUAGCCCCACACAAGGAGCGCUGCGCUAAGGCUUCGAGUCGCCAGCAUAUCUGGACCCUGCUGCAAUGCUUUCGGAGCGUGCUGGCAGCCUACAUUAUAGAGAUAUCAAUCUGACACUCUAAUCAUAUUACCACCAAACGCGUCCCUCGAACUAU